This is a messenger RNA of Leptosia nina, 2157 nucleotides long. NCBI's taxonomy places the organism in Eukaryota, Metazoa, Arthropoda, Insecta, Lepidoptera, Pieridae. The record is from the annotation of a GenBank genome assembly.
AUGUUAAAUCUGGUGAACUUUCGUAAGGCCUGCGUGGUGCGCUUUAAAGGAGGCUACGCCACAUGGUCUAAAGCAAAAGCCAUGAAAGAAAAGAAGAAAAAGGAGGAAGCUUCAAAUGGAGUUUCAGAACUUAACCCUUGGCCAGAAUACAUUCAGAAGCGGUUAGAUCUUUGGGAUAAGUUUAGAGCAAAUUAUGAGCAAGAAUUAUCUUCUAAGCCCGAUGUUAGUGUAGUUGUGACUUUACCAGAUGGAAAAACUGUGGAAGCCAAAGCAUGGCGGACUACCCCUUAUGAUGUAGCUAAAGGAAUCAGCCAAGGGCUAGCUGACAGCACCAUAAUCGCAAGGGUGAAUGGAGUAUUAUGGGACUUAGAUAGACCAUUAGAAGAAGACUGCAAGCUGGAACUCUUAAGAUGGGACAACACUGAUGCACAGGCCGUAUUCUGGCAUUCAUCGGCACACAUGCUGGGUGAAGCUAUGGAGAGAAUAUAUGGAGGGUGUCUAUGUUAUGGUCCACCAAUAGAAGAAGGUUUCUACUAUGACAUGCACUAUCCAGAGAAAGGGAUUUCCUCUGCCGACUAUCAAGGUGUUGAGAGUCUCGUUAAAAAGAUUACUAAAGAAAAACAGCCAUUUGAACGCCUAGAGUUGACCAAGGAACAGUUACUGGAGAUGUUUGACUAUAAUCCCUUCAAAGUGAGGAUAUUGAAGGAGAAAGUGAACACUCCAACUACUACGGUGUAUAGAUGUGGGCCGUUGAUAGAUUUGUGUAGAGGUCCGCAUGUCAGGCAUACUGGGAAAGUUAAGGCUUUUAAAGUCACUAAGAAUUCAGCUACUUAUUGGGAGGGCAAAGCAGACGCAGAAUCUCUCCAGCGUAUGUAUGGCGUAUCGUUCCCCGAGCCUAAACAACUGAAGGAAUGGGAAGUUAUUCAAGAAGAAGCCGCUAAAAGGGAUCACAGGAAAAUUGGAAGGGAGCAAGAGCUGUAUUUCUUCCACGAAUUAUCGCCUGGCUCCUGCUUCUUCCAGCCACGGGGUGCUCACAUUUACAACACGCUUGUAAAAUUCAUCCGAGACCAAUAUAGGGUACGCGGAUUCCAAGAAGUAGUCACCCCGAACAUGUACAAUUCCAAAUUGUGGCAGACGUCUGGACACUGGGCCCAUUAUGCGGAGAACAUGUUCUCAUUUGAGGUGGAGAAGGAGACCUUUGCUCUGAAACCGAUGAACUGUCCUGGACAUUGUCUUAUUUUCGACACUCGCGUUCGGUCCUGGCGCGAGUUGCCUCUCCGUUUGGCAGACUUCGGAGUUCUACACCGGAAUGAGCUGAGCGGUGCCCUAAGCGGCCUGACUCGCGUGAGGCGCUUCCAGCAGGACGACGCGCAUAUAUUCUGCGCCCCGCAACAUAUAGAACAGGAGAUGGUGAGCUGUCUAAACUUCUUGGAGCACGUGUACACGACUUUCGGCUUUAGCUUCCAACUGAAACUAUCUACGCGACCUGAGAAGUAUCUAGGAGAUCUUGAGACCUGGAAUCAAGCUGAAAAGGCUUUAGAGGACUCACUGAACAAAUUUGGUAAGCCGUGGCAGCUUAAUCCCGGGGACGGCGCGUUCUAUGGGCCGAAGAUAGACAUCACUAUACAGGAUGCUCUGCGCCGUUCGCACCAAUGUGCCACUAUACAGCUCGAUUUUCAGCUCCCAGAGAGAUUCAAUUUGAGUUAUGUUAGUGAAACAGGUGACAAGAAGCGGCCGGUAAUCAUCCACCGUGCCAUUCUGGGCUCGGUUGAGAGGAUGAUUGCUAUCCUGAGCGAAUCGUACGCAGGCAAGUGGCCGUUCUGGCUGAGUCCAAGGCAGGCUUGCGUUGUACCGAUUGGACCCAUGUUCGACGAUUAUGCGAUACAGGUUAAAGACAAGCUUUUUGCCGCUGGCUUCCUCUCCGAGGCGGACACAGAUGCUGGAGAUACUCUUAACAAGAAAGUCAGAAAUGCUCAACUAGCACAGUUCAACUAUAUUUUAGUUGUUGGCGAGAAAGAGAAAUCCAAGGGAACCGUGAACGUGCGUACUCGAGACAACAAAGUUCACGGAGAGAUGUCUAUAGAGGGACUCAUUGAACACUUCAGCAAACUGGUGCAGGACAAGUCGCUUUCGGAUGACACGCAUUUGUUGAAGUAG